GUCUCUUCGCAGGUGCCGCUGGGCAGCUAGAGUCCUGCAUCCCGGUGGAAUCCGGAGAAGUGAGAACAUUCCCGCCGCCCGGUCCUCAUUCCCAUCUUCACACCUGUCCAGUCCCCUCGCACUCCCGCUGCACCCCACGCGCCGGGCUUCCGUCAGAGAGUGCACUGAGGAAGAGCGGAGACCCCCUCUUCCCCUCAGCGCCUCAGCGGGCUGUGCCGGGGGAGGCGGGGUCCACCUCCCGCCCCCCGCCGUCGCUCUCCCCGCCUCCCCUUCCCUCCCCUCCUGGCGGGUGUGGGGCCGGUGUCCGAAGCCAGGCGGCGGCCCCCGCAGCGGCCGCAGGAGGGGCGGCUGCGGUGGGCGCCGCGGGCGAUGCCCCUGCCCGGCUGCUCCGGCGGGGGGCAGUGCGAGCGGCGGCGGCGGGGGAGGAGGCGGGGGGCGGCGGCUGCGGCGGCUGCAGCAGAGGGGCCGAGAGCUGGCGGUGGCGGCGGCGGUGGUCGUGAAGGGCAUCGGCGGCGGCGGUGAUGGCAGAGAUGAUCUGAAGAUGGAAAGAGCCAGGCGAAGGGGAGGCGGCGGCGGCCGCGGCCGCGGAGGCAAGAAUGUAGGGGGCUCUGGCCUAAGCAAGAGUAGACUCUAUCCCCAGGCCCAGCACUCCCACUACCCCCACUACGCGGCCUCAGCCACCCCUAAUCAGGCCGGGGGUGCAGCCGAAAUCCAGGAGCUGGCCUCCAAACGGGUGGACAUCCAGAAAAAGAGGUUUUACCUAGACGUGAAGCAAAGCUCCCGGGGCCGCUUCCUAAAGAUAGCCGAAGUCUGGAUAGGGAGAGGCCGGCAGGACAACAUCAGAAAGAGUAAACUGACCCUCUCCCUGUCUGUGGCAGCGGAGCUGAAGGACUGUCUAGGGGACUUCAUCGAGCACUAUGCCCACCUGGGCCUGAAAGGCCACCGGCAAGAGCACGGCCACAGCAAAGAGCAAGGCUCCAGAAGGAGGCAGAAGCACUCGGCACCCUCCCCACCAGUCUCGGUGGGGUCCGAAGAGCAUCCUCACAGUGUCCUGAAAACAGACUAUAUCGAGAGGGACAAUAGGAAAUAUUACCUAGACCUAAAGGAAAAUCAGCGGGGUCGCUUCCUACGGAUUAGACAAACCAUGAUGCGGGGGACUGGCAUGAUAGGUUAUUUUGGCCACAGUUUGGGCCAAGAACAGACUAUUGUCCUCCCAGCACAAGGAAUGAUUGAGUUUCGUGAUGCCUUGGUUCAGCUGAUUGAAGACUAUGGCGAAGGAGACAUAGAAGAACGAAGAGGUGGAGACGAUGACCCGCUUGAACUCCCAGAGGGGACUUCUUUCAGAGUGGACAAUAAAAGGUUCUACUUUGAUGUGGGCUCUAAUAAAUAUGGAAUUUUCCUGAAGCUCACAAAUUACCCCAAAUCCAGAGAGAAUAUCAACCUUUUUCACUGUUGUCAAAUCAAGCAUAAGGAACAGCCCCAUGAUACUACAAAAACAGUUGAGGAAUAAGGAAUAAAUCUCUUAUGUUACGCCUCAGAAUAAAGGCAUUCGGUGAAAGAAAUGAACUGAAGUUCAUCGUGAAUGCAAGGCCUCAGUACUUGACAUUCCUCCACGGAAGGGAAGACAAGUAUCAACACCACUGGCAUCAUUUCCAAACUGAUCUUAUGUUGAAUAAUUUCCACCACAUUGAAGUACCUUUCGACUCUAUCCAGUUUUUGGGUUUUGUUUUUUUUUAAUUCAUCAAGCCUUUCGUUUUCAAACCACCAUUUGUCAGCCUUGAGGUAGAGAGACAUAUAGAUUUGAAAAUACUUUCUUAAGAGAUCAUGUAACUAUAUAACUCUGAAUUUAAAAAUUGAGGGGGGAGGGAUAAUUUCAACCCACUGCCUCUUACCAGAAACAUUUUUUUAAAUCUGUAACUGCUUUAGUGUUAACAGGGUGCAAGGUGGUUUUUGUCCCGUAUUGUUCUUAAAAGGUUCUCAUUUAUUGUGAUUGUAUUGUACUGUAUGAGAACAAAUCAUAAAUUGCCUUGUAUUGUUUAUAAUCGACCAUACCACGUACUACUUCAGUUUUUAUGUUCCAAGUUUUUCAGUGAUGCAUGUUAACAGUUAGGUCCUAAAAUUCUGUGGUGCUAAUUCUCCCAUACCCAAUGGUGCUUUUGUGGAUGCUAACUGCACACAUGCUGAACAAAGCUUGAAGUUUAAAACUUUCCUCCCUUCCUCUGUUUAUAUGAAGUAAAAUGAAAUAACUUGAAUUUGUCUCAAAGUAUCACUGACAAUCUAAUAAACUUGUUUAUAUGUGUGA
This is a messenger RNA of Gorilla gorilla gorilla (western lowland gorilla), 2302 nucleotides long. It is a transcript of the gene PURG, whose product is annotated as purine rich element binding protein G. Lineage: Eukaryota; Metazoa; Chordata; Mammalia; Primates; Hominidae. The transcript is spliced from 3 exons. The record is from RefSeq and is a predicted model, not a curated record. Gene Ontology annotation, molecular function: RNA polymerase II transcription regulatory region sequence-specific DNA binding; purine-rich negative regulatory element binding; DNA-binding transcription factor activity, RNA polymerase II-specific. Bases 542 to 1510 code for a protein of 322 amino acids. Gene Ontology annotation, cellular component: nucleus. Gene Ontology annotation, biological process: regulation of transcription by RNA polymerase II.